This is a messenger RNA of Arabidopsis thaliana (thale cress), 1077 nucleotides long. RefSeq names its product F-box associated ubiquitination effector family protein. The record is from RefSeq and is marked reviewed. NCBI's taxonomy places the organism in Eukaryota, Viridiplantae, Streptophyta, Magnoliopsida, Brassicales, Brassicaceae. The transcript is spliced from 5 exons. Bases 1 to 1077 code for a protein of 358 amino acids.
AUGAGUUCUCCGGUGAUGAAUCAAGACAUGAUCCAAGAAGUUCUUUCUUAUCUCCCGGCUUCAAAAAAUGGAAAAUUCAGGCUCCUGAAUAAAGAGUGCAACAAGAGAAGCUACGAGUCAUGGUUUCUCAAUCUCAAUUUCUAUAGAACCAACUAUAUCUCCGGAUACUUCCUAGAAAGCUACAAAGGAGGAUACACAAUUGAUACCAGUUUUGUCCAUGAGAGGAGAGAUUUGGAAAACAAAGGAGUCUCCAUCGAUUUUCUGCCACAGGGAGAGAGAAAGAUCAAAGCUUGUGAUGCAAGUCAUGGGAUAUUGCUUUGUGUUAAUGAUACAGGACUAAUACCUGAAUACAUAGUCUGCAAACCAACCACAAAACAGUAUCAUAUCAUACCAACCCCAAAAUUGUGUAGCCGUGAUAAGUCACUCGGUAUAACGGUAACUGGAUUGGAGCCUUUCCGUUUCCCAGAGUUGGUCAGAUACGAAGGGAAGCUAGGUGUUAUUCUUCACUGGAUAAACAAAGAUCAAGAAGAUGUUCACGGAUUAUGGGUUUUAAAGAGCAGUUGUGGAAAGGCGUGGAUAAAAGUGAAAGAUAUUAAAAGCAUUGGAUUAGGUCAGAUUGUGUGGACUCCAAGCAACGACGACCGAGGUUACUUGGCGAACCAAGGAAGCAAGAGAAGUCGGCUCUUGAAAGAAGGCCACACAAACAACAACAUUCUCCAAGUCGGCAUAGUACAAGUCGGCAUAGUACAAGUUUGUCGACUACAAAUCUGCUUACAAGAAGUUUGCUUUUGCCUUUAUGAACUACUUCAGACUACAACUCUGCUAAGGUUACAAGUCAAAAGCAAAAUUCUUACUGGCCCCUCCAUAACGAACAUGCAACACUUCUUCUUCCCUCUAGGCUCUCUCAUACAUCAUGCUAAGAUAUUGUGUCGGUAUAUCUACGACAUUAACGUGAACGUAAACACAAACAUGAAGCUUAAUCUAAUUUCUCUUUACACAAAUCUUAGCAAUGCUUUCUCAAAUAAAAGAUUUUACAAAAUCAACUAUGACGGAUCAAAUACGCAAAUAGUUAUGUGA